Messenger RNA from Myripristis murdjan (pinecone soldierfish), 2054 nucleotides. RefSeq names its product zDHHC palmitoyltransferase 16a (gene zdhhc16a). Gene Ontology annotation, molecular function: palmitoyltransferase activity. The record is from RefSeq and is a predicted model, not a curated record. The coding region runs from base 197 to 1342 and encodes 381 amino acids. NCBI's taxonomy places the organism in Eukaryota, Metazoa, Chordata, Actinopteri, Holocentriformes, Holocentridae. The transcript is spliced from 11 exons.
UCGCCGGUGACGCAUGCGCAACAGCUGCAGCUCAAGAUUCAGGGAUCAGGGACUGUCAAAAGCUAUCUUGUCCAGCUCCCCUUCGUAAAUAUGCGGCAAUUGCCUUAAUUUCUCCUCGUUCUGACAAUGUUGACUGGAGGUUUGGGCUUCACAAUUUGCGAGCAGUCAUAGAAAACUGUGUGCAUAUCUCAGAUGCAUGAUGCGGUGGUGGCCUAAUUUCCACUUGCUGCGCUGCUUGCGGCUGCGGGUGUGCACCAGAAGAGGACGGAGCAGGCUGCCGCUGUGGUUGAGGGAGAUAUGUGCCUAUGUGAGACUGUUAGUCCGGUCACUUUACUUUAACGCCCUCACCGACUCCGAUGUAGUCUUCGACUCAGUCUUUGAGCCAGUGUUCUGGACUGUGGAUCAUGUCACUCGCUGGUUCGGGAUGGUGUUUGUCUGUCUUGUGGUGAUACUGACCAGCUCCAUCGUGCUGAUAGCUUAUGUGGUUCUGUUGCCUCUGGUCCUCAACACAUACUCCCCAGUGUGGAUUGCUUGGCACCUUUGUUAUGGACACUGGAACCUUGUCAUGAUCGCCUUCCACUACUACAAAGCUACCAAGACCUCCCCUGGAUCUCCUCCUACAGUAAAAAAUGACAUUCCAUUUGUAUCUGUUUGCAAGAGAUGCAUAAUUCCCAAACCAGCCAGGACACACCACUGUGGUAUCUGUAACAGGUGCAUUCUGAAAAUGGACCAUCAUUGUCCCUGGUUGAAUAACUGCGUAGGACAUUUUAACCAUCGCUACUUCUUCUCCUUCUGUCUCUUCAUGACUAUGGGCUGUGUUUACUGUAGCGUCAGUGGCAGAAACCUGUUCCUGGAUGCGUACAAUGCUCUUGAGCGCUUUAAGCAUAUGGAUAUGGAAAAGCCAGGGGUACCGGUGACAGGGAUGGGACUUCUCAUAGGGAUUCUCCCCCCUGGUCAGACCAAUUAUCAGACACCUCCACCUCCUUACACCUUCAAGGAUAAGAUGAUUCACAAGAGCAUCAUCUACAUGUGGGUCCUUACCAGCACAGUGGGAGUGGCCCUGGGUGGUCUGACUAUCUGGCAUGCAGUUCUCAUAUCCAGAGGUGAGACCAGUAUAGAACGCCACAUUAACAACAAAGAAAGAAAGCGCAUGGCGAAGCGGGGCAAGCUGUACAAAAACCCUUUCAGUUAUGGGCGACUAAAUAACUGGAGGAUCUUUUUUGGUGUAGAGAAGAGAAGCCACUGGGUGACACGAGUUCUCCUUCCUUCGGGACAUGCCCCAUAUGGUGAUGGUCUGACGUGGGACAUCUAUCCAGUUAAAAAGGACAUGAUGCCUGUAUGACCCUUGCCAAGAUUCCUUUCAGGCAUCGUCUGCUUCCAGCAGCCUUUGCCCUGUCCAGCCCGCUGUGGUCAUUAGAUCUAGUUGGCUAUAAGGGUCCUUGUAUGGGGGUAGAAACUGCUCCUUACAAGUGAAGAAACAGGGUUAUGUAAGCCUUCAGUACCUCAAGAACAUGCUGUGGAGUAGACAAGUGGGCCUUGUUUGAUUAUCUGGAAUAUUAAGCAAUGAGAAGGCAAUGUGUCAUUCUCCACUGGACUUUUUCUGGGCGAGUCUUACGGCAUGUCCUUUAUGACUUGAAGCAAUGUGCUGAUGAUGAGUUUGAUAUUUUUAUAAACCUCAUAUAUACUGAUUGACAUAUCAGACUGACGGACUGACAUAUCAGUGGACUGUAAAAUAACCAUCAAGGAUCAGUCACUACAUUAGCAUUUUUUGAAAUAGACAUCAGACUGAUUGAAUUAUGAUUCACUGCUUGUUUUUCUGAAAGUUAAUCAGAACCAAAGAAACAACCCAGCUAACGUUCGGGCCAAAACCAUUUCUCUUAUAUCUUUAUGCAUCACAGCCACUACAUGUAGAAUAAACUGUAUUUCCAGCACUGAAUCCUCAUGUUUACCUCCCAACAUCCAAGAAAAACUGCAGCACCAUGAUCAUUUACUGUUUAUCUGUAUUUUGUACAUGUCAAGUUAAAAUAUCUUCAUAAAUUGCUUUAUUUAAAUAA